AUGCCAGGGAAGCUCGUAUCAUCAUGGCCUGACUGGCCUGAAUUCACGGCCAGCAAGGCGGAAACUGGCGACGAUCUGAUCGCCUUCAAGAAGGCCAUCGUGGACCAGUAUGGGCAAGAAGCUCUCGUCAAGAGCUGGCUCAAGGUGUGCAAGGAGUUGGAAUCGGUGACGGACAACAUUGCCGAGCUGGGCUCAUCGGUCAUUCCAGAGGUUUCGUUCGACGAUGUAUUCACCAUGUCUGCAGAGAAGAAGGAAGAGCUCAAGAAUGUCGGAUGUUUUGUCGUUCGAGGUGUGUUCAGCGAAGAGCAGGCGGAUGAGUGGUUCUCGAACCUGAAGGAGUACGUCGCGGCGAACAGGGCGUCUAUCGGAGGUUGGCCGGCCGAAACCCCAUUCAUCCUCAACCUUUACUUUUCGCCGUCUCAGAUUGCGGCACGGUCACACCCCAACCAGCUCAAGUUGUCGGCAGAGUUGAAUUCAUGGUGGCACGACGACGAGGGCACGACGACGCCAGAACCAUUGUCGUAUGCCGACGGCGUGCGAAUCCGCCCUCCUGGGGUACCCUUCCUCGGCUUGGGCCCGCACAUCGACGCAGGCAGUCUCUCCCGCUGGGCCGAUCCCAUGUACCGGUCAUUCUACGACGCCGUCUUCUCCGGCCGUCCCGAGGAGUUGGACUCGUACGACCUCACGACGCGCAAGAAGGCGAACCAGGCCAUGUUCCCCGGCAGCGCGCAUUCGCGUGUGUUUCGCAGCUUCCAGGGCUGGACGGCCCUCACGUCCGCAGGACCCGGCGAAGGCAGCCUCAUGCUCUACCCGAACAUCAAGUGGGCCAUGUCGUAUCUGUUAUUGCGGCCGUUCUUCCAGGCCCCGGCCGACGAAGCGGACGUCAUGGACGCGUCGAAAUGGACGUUCGACGCCGACAGGUCUUGGUUCCCAGGCACCUUCAAGGACGAUAGUCAGCUCCUGAGUCCGUCAUCGCACCCCCAUCUGCGUCUGCGCGAGUGCAUGGUCGGCAUCCCUCGAAUGGCGCCCGGUGACACCGUCUGGUGGCACGCGGACAUGUGCCAUGCCGUUGAAGUGGACCACAACGGCGACCACGAGGCGAGUGUCGCUUACAUCGCCGCGACGCCCAGGACGGAGCAGAACAUGAGUUACAUCAAGGGACAAUUGCAGGACAUGUUGAACGGCAUCCCGCCCGAGGAUUUCAGGAACGGCUCGGCGGAGAAAGACUUCAAAAUGUUUACCGGCGAGAAGAGCAACUUGGGUGGCGAGGCCGGGAGGAGAGCUAUGGGGUUUGAUUUGAUUGAAGUGUGA
This is a messenger RNA of Exophiala spinifera, 1311 nucleotides long. RefSeq lists its product as uncharacterized. The coding region runs from base 1 to 1311 and encodes 436 amino acids. The transcript is spliced from 2 exons. Lineage: Eukaryota; Fungi; Ascomycota; Eurotiomycetes; Chaetothyriales; Herpotrichiellaceae. The record is from RefSeq and is a predicted model, not a curated record.